Bipolaris maydis ATCC 48331 is the source of this 2390-nucleotide messenger RNA. RefSeq lists its product as uncharacterized. The record is from RefSeq and is a predicted model, not a curated record. Gene Ontology annotation, molecular function: DNA-binding transcription factor activity, RNA polymerase II-specific; RNA polymerase II cis-regulatory region sequence-specific DNA binding. NCBI's taxonomy places the organism in Eukaryota, Fungi, Ascomycota, Dothideomycetes, Pleosporales, Pleosporaceae. Gene Ontology annotation, biological process: regulation of transcription by RNA polymerase II.
GCUGCUUGUAUCGCGUUCGUAGCAACGCAAAAGACUCAACAAGAGAUACAUUGCAAUUUUACCAUAUUGGAGCGUCAUCUUAAGAUGCUGCCACCAAAAGGGAAGAACAAAGCAGCUAGCAUAUGGUCCGUUGACUCGGGCUAUGCAUCAAAUACUUUAGACGAAGAAGAUGCUAGCUAUAUGAACUUUGUCACGAGCCCCGCAAUCAGCAAACCAUUAUCAUCCUCAUCUCAGAAAAGCUUCAACUUGGAAUUUGGUGAUUUCUUCAAGGUCCAUGUUGAAGAUCAGCUCCGCCUGCCAAAACCGGACUCUCCAUCGGCUCCAGUGACUACCAAGCUGAAUGUGUAUACGACAAAUGUGAGAGCAAGCCACGAUCUCCAAUCACAUGCGGCUGGCGUCAAUGAUGAGUGCGUUUUAUGCGCACUUUGGGACAUUACCAAUCCCGGAGAAAAUCUAAAAUGCGAUAAAUGUAGUCAAAACCCGACAGCCAAGUUCGGUGCUACUGGAUCAUCAGGACUUCUGCAAAGUUCAGAAGCCAAACAAGAAUCGAUGCACAUUGUAACCCAAGUGGAGAAAUUUAGCGCAUUGCAACUACAUAAUCUACCCAACAAAGCCGAGGAAGGGCAACAUUCAACAUGUAGUAUCUCGGAUUCUACUGUUUACGACCAGACCACCACACCUUCUUCCUACAGUCCCGAUAUAGGCACUUCUUUCCCUGGAUCUCUAAAUGUUGCUCGUCAAACAAAACGUUCGUCCAUUCAACGGCCUCCUACAAAGCUUGAGUCACAUGCUCUGCGGCGCCUGAAAUUUUGGUUAAGAGACAACAGCAGCAAUCCUUAUCCUGAUGCUGACACCAAACAUGCAUUGGCUCAAGAGUGUGGAAUCACAGAGAAGCAGGUGAACACAUGGUUCACGAAUGCUAGAGCACGACAAAGAUUUCUACGUCAUGCAGAGAGUUCACACCCACACUCCAGAGAAGAAAGAGAUCCAACGAACCGCUUCUCGAAGGUCAAAGUGCCGCAAACACCUGAAGGCUACCGAAUUCUGGAGGAAAUUCAUCGUUCCGAUCACAAAUACGACCCCGAAAGACCAAAAGCAUCUAGGCGAGGCAAAAAGAAAGAUUACAGUCAUUUAAGUACACUCUCUCCAGUUGCCAAAGUAAUCCCAACCAUGUCUUGUGCCCAAGCACAAGCAACGACCAAAGUCAAGGGCAGUACACCAAACAUGUGGCAAUGCACAUUUUGUUAUCAGAUUGUAGCGCCAAAAUCCUGGCGUCGUCAUGAGGAGACUCAGCACCGACCGAAACGGAAGUGGACUUGUUUACACACUGGCCCGAGCUUUGACACUUCUUAUUAUCCCACUUCGUCCACAUUGUGCGUUUUCUGCAUGCUAAAGAACCCUAGCAAAGAGCAUCUUCUCCACUCUCACCGUAUCAGUGAAUGUAUUGCCAAGGCCGAAGAAGACAGAACAUUCUUGCGACCAGAUCAUCUCCGGCAGCAUGUGAAGAACUUUCACCAGUCAUCUCUGGUUGAUGCUGUUAGAGACUUGUGGAGAACAGAUGGAGUACGCAAAGAUGGCCCAGAAAUUUGGACAUGCGGUUUUUGCGCUCUUGAGAUGACAGCAUGGGAUGCGAGACAAACUCACAUUGCGGCACACUUCAAAGACGGUUUGACAAUGGCAGACUGGAAAUCACAUCCUCAGCCUGAAAAGACAACUCACACAAGCAAGAAGCGACCAAUGUCAAGUGAAGGACGGCCAAAGAUGUUUUCCAAACUUGCCAGGAACUUUGCGGGUCUAAGCGCGCGACAAGAGCGGCAAGACAUGUCCCAAAGCGAAUUCGUAUCAACUUUCGAGUCCACAACUGAGUACGUACAGCCAGGAGUACCAGUGGCACCUCUGUUGCCAGAUUUAACCUUUGACAACUUUCCAACAGCUGUGUACAGCAGCGAGUUCAAUUUUGGCAGCGCGAGUAUGACGGAUUCGUCUGAAGAAGAGACCGCAUCAAAGGAUUCAGACACGCUGUGCCCUGUUGGUGACCACGAUUUGUGGCUUAACUACGAGGACUCGGGUAGUCUAUCGUGCAAAGAUGAGUAUGAUAAUUUUCUUGAUUUUUGGUAGCGAUAUAUCUGGAGCCUAGCAACAUAUUCGAGUUCAUUCGAUAUGCAUGUUUCCGUGUCCGUUCUUUCAGACGCAUAACCUUGACAUUUCUGCAAGAAGCUGAGACAUCAGGUUUCUGUCAGAAGACGUGAUAUCAUUUAGGUUGCUAAUUGGUGGGGUCAAGCUGCAAGGUGCCGGGACUGUACCUACGUCUUGGCUGCUAGCCUGACAGGUGAUGGCGCAGGUAAAAUUGCAGCACUUACCGAAUACUGGGGCUGUACUUAGAGCGCGUU